AUGGCAGAACCAGCUCCCAGCUCGCUCGCUAGUGAUGGCCAGCAUGAUGAGCAGGCUUCAAAGCCUCAGCACUCCACCAAUGUGCUCGUGAACCAGGAAGAGGGGAAUGCCCGAGAGGGUGACUAUGAUAUGGAGACAGUCGAACGUGUGUAUCGAAAGAUUGAUCUCCGCAUCAUUCCUGCUUUUUGGAUCCUCUACUUCCUCUGUUCGGCCAUCAGAUCCAAUAUUGGAAUUGCUCAGACUAUGAACAAGGACAAAGGUCAUGACCUCAUGACCAUGCUUGGGUUGACUCCUAAGGAUACUUCGACUGCUCUGGCCCUGUUCUAUGUCGCCUAUGUCAUCUUUGAUUUCCCCUCCAACCUGGUCAUGAGCAAGCUCAGCCCCCGUCUCUGGAUGGCCCGUAUUGUCUUCGCUACUGGCGUCGUCGGUGCCUGCUUCGCUGCUGUCCAAGAUCCCUGGAGCGUCAAGCUUCUUCGAUUCUUGCUCGGAGCUGUCAUUGCAGGCAUGUGGCCCGGCAUGGCUUUCUACCUCACUCUCUUCUAUCCUCCUUCGCGAACUGGAAAGAGAAUUGGCAUGUACUUUACUGCCGCUCAGGUCUCUGCCGCCGUGGUCGGUCUUGUGUCUGCGGGCUUCCAGCUCAUGGACGGCAGCGGUGGUCUUGUCGGUUUCCGAUGGAUGUUCCUCAUCUACGGUCUUGUCGCGGUUGUCUUGAGCUUCAUCCUUCUCUGGUGGCUCCCUGAUCGUCCUCUUGCGCCUGGCCAGACUCGACCUCGGACUGGCAUCUUCAAGUGGCUGCCUCCUACCCCUGAGGUCCUCAAGGGCCAGGAUGCCAUCAUCCACUACCAUGACCUUCGCCGUGUCUACCACUCUCGUCCCUGGACUGCUAAGGACCUCCUCCACGUCCUCGUUGACUGGAGACUCUGGCCUCUGACCAUGAUGUACUUUGGUGUCGUCGGAGUUGGUAUCGGCACUCAGCUGUAUGGCUCUGUCAUCAUCGCCUCCAUUCAGCCUGGCUCUAGUGGUGUCAAAGUGAGCUUGCUAUUUGCUCCUAUCUGGAUCAUGGAUCUUAUUGCAAUCCUCAUCGUCACCCCCAUCUCGGACCGCUUCCAUCGAUCUCGCCCAUACUUUUUCGCAGCUUCGGCUUGCAUUCAGAUCGCUGGCCUUCUCACUGUCACUCUGGCCACUAACAACGGUUGGGCUCGAUACGGUGGCCUUCUCAUGGUCGGCUUUGGCCUCGGCCCUACUGUCCCCAUCUGCAUGGCCUGGAGCUCCGAGAUCUUCCAGAAGCGCCAUGGUGAAGUUGGAGUUGCCGCCGCCACCGCCCUUGUCUCCGGCCUGGGUAACCUAGGAAGUGUUGUUACCACCUAUGCUCUCUACACUGGUUGGCCCGAAGACGCUGCUCCUGGACCUCACCAGUACCGCAAGAGCAACUACACCAUGAUUGGAAUUCUGUGCAUGAGCAUCCUCAGCGCCUUUGCCAUGAAGGCUCUCCUCACUAUUUUCGGCAACCCACCCAGCACCAAGCUCCAGGACGACUCGUCUAGUGAGUUUGACGACGGGGCGGCUCGACGGGAGGCCAACGAGCGUGGAUUUGGCUCUCUUCCCUGGAAGAAGGCCAACCGUGCUUAA
Messenger RNA from Fusarium keratoplasticum, 1629 nucleotides. RefSeq names its product MFS domain-containing protein. Gene Ontology annotation, cellular component: membrane. Gene Ontology annotation, molecular function: dethiobiotin transmembrane transporter activity; solute:proton symporter activity; biotin transmembrane transporter activity. NCBI's taxonomy places the organism in Eukaryota, Fungi, Ascomycota, Sordariomycetes, Hypocreales, Nectriaceae. The coding region runs from base 1 to 1629 and encodes 542 amino acids. The record is from RefSeq and is a predicted model, not a curated record. The transcript has 3 exons. Gene Ontology annotation, biological process: biotin import across plasma membrane.